Molecule: messenger RNA, 606 nt
Organism: Trichoderma virens Gv29-8
Lineage: Eukaryota; Fungi; Ascomycota; Sordariomycetes; Hypocreales; Hypocreaceae
Exons: 1
Coding region: 1-606 (201 amino acids)
Source: RefSeq, a predicted model, not a curated record
AUGGCUCCAUCAGUCGAGGCUAUUAUCAAGAACUAUGACUUCGAAGUAGAUGAUGUGCAAAGAAUCGCACAUCGUCGAGUAAAGCCCAAGAUCGAGAUCGUCGAGCCAGAUGCCUCUUGGCCACAGUCAUUCAAGCUGCUCAAAGAAAGCAUCGCAUCUGCCCUGGGCUCAACCGCCCUCGAAAUCGAGCACGUUGGGUCAACCAGCGUCCCCGGCCUAGCUGCUAAGCCCAUUAUCGACAUCGAUCUGACAGUCCAAGAUCCGCUCGAUGAGGCCGCGUACGUUCCUCAGCUCCAGGCGAUCGGGUUUGACUUCCUGCUCCGCGAGCCGUCGUGGCAUGAGCACCGCUUCUUCUGUGCCUAUGAGCCUCAUACCAACCUUCACGUCUUUGGCCUGGACUGCCCAGAAACUGUGAGACACAAGAUCUUUCGGGACUGGCUGCGGAAGACGCCGGCGGACCAAGAGCUCUAUGUCCAGGCGAAGAGAGAGGCGGCGGAGGCAGCUCGCAAGGGUAAUGAGUCGAUGAACGAUUACAGUAUCCGCAAAAAUGAAGUUAUUCGGGGGAUUCUAGACAGAGCAUUUCGGGAAUUGGGCUAUAUUAAAUAG